GCGGUACACUUCAACAUGAUACAAGUAUCGAUCUAAAGAAGCAAAUUACGAUACGGUAUCGAUCCGCUAUAUUUUUGUGAAAAACAAACAGCAUUGCUUCAUAUUAUCAUCUGAAAUCCAUUAAACAAAGCUUUUAAAGUAAAAUAAUUGUAAAAAAACACCGAAAGAUCGAAAAUUUUGAAAGUGAAAGUACUUGCGAGUCUCGUUUCCGGGAAUGGGGCACUAUGUUAGGAAGCGUUUGAUUGGUCGUUUCACGAUGACUGUUUCAUGGUUAGCCAAUCAAAUAGUAGAUUACAAAACCAUUGCUAGACUAAAUGUGUUUAUAAAUGGACGACUGGGAUGAGUUAGUUACGCCGCAAGGCACAAAAUCGUCCGUGUGGAAGACGAUCGGUCAGCCUGUUUAUAAAAACAAAGAUGGCAGUGGCAUCAGGAAGACUGACAAAACAAAAACCAUAUGCAAGCCAAGUACCCAGAUAUAUUGGCGGGGGUACAGCGUUAAUCGCAGUGUGUAUCGUGAUGAUGUAUUCGCUCGCAACAUUGAUUGAAGUCCAACCAAUCGGAUGGCCUCGAUACCAUAUGAACCUGGAUCCACCACUCUUUCUGGUAAAGUCAAAUCCUGAGAUAUUACAUGUUCUAUACUACAACCAGCCUGAAUGGGUGAGUGGGAAGGAGUUCGACGGUUGUCAAUACCCAUGUAAAAUGACAUCUGGAUCAGCAAAUAUUUCCUUCGCCAAGUUCGUUAUUUUCCAUGGACCACGACUAAACUCUAAGAAACCACCAAAGAAGUCAUCUGGUCAGGUUUGGAUUAUGCAUGGUAUGGAGUCCCCGACUAACUAUUGGAACGACUUGUCACAAUGGAAUCAUUUGUUUAAUUGGACAUUUACGUAUAGGAGAGAUUCCGAUGUUUUCUCACCUUAUUCGAGUAUUUCAACAUACUCCACGAGAUAUAACACCAUCUGUCGAGUGGAAAACAAAGGACAGAUCAUCAGCCUGGAUGGCUUCUCACUGUAGAACCCCAGGAAAACGAGAACAAUACAUACAGCUUCUCCGUAAAUCUACUGAUGUUCACGUGUACGGCGGCUGUGGAACAUAUAGAUGUGCCCGAUCCAAAGAAAAGAGCUGUAUGGAAAUCCUUCGAAAGCAUUAUCGGUAUUAUUUGGCAUUUGAAAAUUCUUUGUGUGUAGAUUAUGUAACAGAAAAAGGGUUUAAAACAUACACUUUUUCACCAUCAACAAUCCCGGUGAUGAGAGGUGAUUCAAAUUAUUCCCUCUUCUUUCCACCCGGGUCAUACAUUGAUACAAAAAACUUUGAAACCGCCUUUACCUUAGGAAAAACCAUCAACAUAAAUGAGAGUGUAAUGGAUAAUACGACAAGUGCUCUGUUUUCAUGGAGAAAGUAUUAUUCCAUUGAUCCAAAAAUAGUGCAUGACAAGUGGUGUAAUUUAUGCGAACGUAUUCAUCAUGCUGAGAGCUACAAACGUUUGUAUUCAAAUGUCAAAUCCUGGUUAAAUGACAAUGUAAGGUCGGCAUGUAAAUCUCCCACCGAUUUGAAAUAACUGAUUUAUUUUAUUGUUCAUGCAUACAUAUUUAAAUGAUUUAAUUUCAAUCACCGCGAAAUUGUCAUGGAUAUAUAUUUACAUUUGCUCCGCAUUUCCCCAUUGACACAAUGCUAAGAGGCAGUUGCCACCAUACGCCUAUAACACCCAGUGCCUCAGGCUAUAACACC
Pecten maximus is the source of this 1725-nucleotide messenger RNA. Its product is annotated as alpha-(1,3)-fucosyltransferase C-like. The coding region runs from base 415 to 1011 and encodes 198 amino acids. Lineage: Eukaryota; Metazoa; Mollusca; Bivalvia; Pectinida; Pectinidae. The record is from RefSeq and is a predicted model, not a curated record. The transcript has 2 exons. Gene Ontology annotation, molecular function: alpha-(1->3)-fucosyltransferase activity. Gene Ontology annotation, cellular component: membrane.